Molecule: messenger RNA, 775 nt
Organism: Prunus mume (Japanese apricot)
Lineage: Eukaryota; Viridiplantae; Streptophyta; Magnoliopsida; Rosales; Rosaceae
Gene: WRKY75
Product: WRKY DNA-binding protein 75
Biological process (GO): regulation of DNA-templated transcription
Molecular function (GO): sequence-specific DNA binding; DNA-binding transcription factor activity
Source: RefSeq, a predicted model, not a curated record
CCUUUUUAUAAACCACACAUAACUUAAACCAGUCCAUAUAAAUUAAUCAAUCUUAUCACUAACCUCCCUCUCUCUCUCUCUCUCUCUCUCUCUCUGAUGGAAAAUUACCAAACAUUUUUUUCCUCGGCAGCAACACCACCAGCUUCUUCUUCCUUGUCAUUGAACAUGGGGAACCCUCAGGGCGCUUACAGUACUACUGAUCAUCUUCAAUUCCAAAAUAACAAGUCACCACCAGCAGCAAAUGGGUUCUUGGGGCUGAUGUCAGAUAUGGAGGUUUCAAACAAUAUUAAUUCUUCUCAGAGCAAAAGCUUUGGGGGGCCUGAAGGUGCUGUGAGGUUAGGGACGAAGAAGGGGGAGAAGAAGAUAAGAAAACCCAGAUAUGCUUUUCAAACGAGGAGCCAAGUUGAUAUCCUUGAUGAUGGAUAUCGAUGGAGGAAGUAUGGUCAAAAAGCGGUGAAGAACAACAAGUUUCCAAGAAGCUACUACCGGUGCACGCAUCAGGGGUGCAAUGUGAAGAAGCAAGUUCAGAGGCUAACCAAAGACGAAGGCAUUGUUGUGACAACUUAUGAAGGCAUGCACUCUCAUCCCAUCGAGAAAUCUACCGAUAACUUUGAGCAUAUUUUGAGCCAGAUGCAAAUCUACACUUCAAUUUAAUUAUGCCCCUUAGAGACAAUAUUUUACAUGUAAAACCUCUACUUUGUAAAUUAUUGUGUAGUUUUCGGAAUUAAUUAACAAAAAUAAAAUGUACUGCGGCAGGGAUUGAGAUUCUAGUCUA